Molecule: messenger RNA, 765 nt
Organism: Aaosphaeria arxii CBS 175.79
Lineage: Eukaryota; Fungi; Ascomycota; Dothideomycetes; Pleosporales
Product: NAD(P)-binding protein
Exons: 4
Coding region: 1-765 (254 amino acids)
Molecular function (GO): oxidoreductase activity
Source: RefSeq, a predicted model, not a curated record
AUGUCAACCACCAAUGUCUUGAUCACUGGAGUCAACCGAGGCGUUGGCCUCGCUCUCCUUCAGACCUACCUAGCCCGGCCGAACCACAUUGUCAUCGGGAGCGUCCGCGAGGUCGCCGCCGCCAAGUCCAAGGGACUUGAAGAUAUUCCAGUUGCCUCUGGUUCCAAACUCAUCCUGAUCAAGAUCGAGUUGGCCUCCUUUAUUGACCCCGCCCAAGCCAUCAACGAGCUUGAGAAGCAGGGCAUUAUGAAGUUGGACAUUGUCAUCGCCAACGCCGCUGUUUCUGUCAAGGCGGUGCUUCCAGCGGCCGAGGGUGAUGCCGAAGAAUUUGCCAACAUACUUGCCAUCAACACCGUGGGGCCAGUCGCUCUGUUUGCAGCGACGAAGCCGCUGCUCGAUCGUGCGGAGAAGCCCAAGUGGGUGUCUGUAAGCUCGUCGGUAGCGUCUCUUGCGAACCACGAGGCGUCAUUCGCAUACCUGGGAGGACGUCCCAUGGGCUUUGGUUACGGCGCGUCUAAGGCGGCGUUGAACCAUCUCACCCUUAAUAUUCAUUCGGAGAACCCAAACCUGACUGCAAUUGCGCUGGAUCCAGGAUUCCUUGAUACCGAUAUGGGCAACGCUGGAGCCAAGGCUUUUGGCAUGGAAAAGCCGCCACACCAUGUCGGUGACAAUGUCAAGGCGAUUGUGAAGCUUGUCGAUGCUGCGACAAGAGAGACGCAUUCCGGAAAGUUCUUGAAUUUCGAGGGCCAAGAGGUACCGUGGUAG